CACUUAAAAAGACGCUAAAUCCAAAGAGAUUAUAAAGCGUCAUCAAAGGCAAAAAAAAAAGUGACAUAAAAAGAAAAUGGCCAAGAAGAUGAUUGCAGUGUUUUUUAUGUGCAUUGUGGUGAUGGCUGCUUUGCAAUUUGCCACUGCCAAUGAAGAGGUGGACAAAUAUGAGGCUAAAUUUGAUGCCAAAUACAAGUCUUGCUAUGAAACUUGUGAGAAGGAAUGUCUUGAAAAUGGCAGUGGUCAAACCUUUUGUGAAGUUAAAUGUGAUGAAGAUUGUGAUGAAAAAGAAAAAGCUGAUAAGCUACACAUCGAAUUACAUUGAAUAAUGAGAAACUAAAGGAAAGAAGAAGCUCUUGAGGAGGAUCAAGUAGUAAUAUGUAUUACUUUAUUAAAAUCAAGCUUGUGAAAGGGAGUUUGAUAAGCCUCCUUUCAAUAUAAAUUUUAUUAUAUGAUUUGAAAAUUUCAGUUCAUGAAGUUCCUCUAUUGGUGUCAUUCGUGAAUUUUUUAAAGUAAUGUAAUUUUAGAAAA
Molecule: messenger RNA, 531 nt
Organism: Benincasa hispida (wax gourd)
Lineage: Eukaryota; Viridiplantae; Streptophyta; Magnoliopsida; Cucurbitales; Cucurbitaceae
Source: RefSeq, a predicted model, not a curated record